AUGGGUUUAGCAGGUGAAAUGAGGAAUGUUGGAGUUAAGGCUAGCGAUGUUGGGUACAUUAAUCUCUUGACGGCUUGCAGUCAUGCUGGUUUGGUAGAAGAAGGGAGAAAGUAUUUUAGUCAGAUGGUGAAUGUAGAUGGUUUAGAGACUAGGAUUGAACACUACGGAUGUAUGGUUGAUCUGUUGGGACGCUCUGGUCUUCUCGACGUCAGUUUUAAAUGCUUGUAUAUAGGUUUUAGAAAUCAUGUUGAGUUUUUGACAACAAGUAGUAAUAGUUUUAUUACCUUAAUGUCAUUCGCUGAAUGA
Molecule: messenger RNA, 306 nt
Organism: Eruca vesicaria subsp. sativa (arugula)
Lineage: Eukaryota; Viridiplantae; Streptophyta; Magnoliopsida; Brassicales; Brassicaceae
Source: the annotation of a GenBank genome assembly